UUAUCCACACACACACACACACACUUGACACUUGCCAUGGCGCUUCUGCAAUCCUCAGCUUCUUCAUUUCUCUCUCAUUUUCCGGCGGUUAACUCCGUACGGUUAUCUCCGCCGUGCGGAAACCGAUACGUCGGUUUAUCGGUGAAAGCGGAAGCUGCGGCAGGUAUAGUAUUGGUUGAUAAAUCGGAGGCGGAUAAGGUUAACCGUCUCAAAACAUCUUACCAGGAAAAAAUUGUUCCGCUGCUUAAAGAGGAAUUUAAUUACACCAAUGUCCAUCAGGUGCCAAAGGUUGACAAAAUUGUCGUGAAUUGUGGUAUUGGAGACGCUGCCCAGAAUAAUAAAGGUCUUGAAGCAGCAAUAAAUGACAUGGCACUCAUCACAGGACAAAGGCCUGUAAAAACGAAAGCAAAGAAUCCCAUUGCAACUUUUAAGAUCAGAGAAAAUCAAACACUUGGAAUUGCUGUCACCCUAAGGGGCAAUGUGAUGUAUGCAUUUCUUGACCGGUUUAUUAACUUGGGUCUUCCUAGAACUCGUGAUUUUCAAGGUGUAAGCCCUAACAGCUUUGACGGACACGGUAACUACAGUGUUGGACUAAAAGAACAAAGUGUGUUUCCUGAGCUUAGUUAUGAUGCCCUCGGGAAACCCAGGGGAAUGGAUGUUUGUAUAUCAACAACAGCUCAAACAGACAAAGAAGCGUAUAAACUUCUAGCAUUAAUGGGAAUGCCAUUCCGUGAGGGUUCUGGGCCUACACAAGUAGUCAAGAAGAAGAAGUUGAAAUCUCAUCAUUUCAACACCAAGACCAAGGCAAAAUCACGAAGAUGAUUGUCUGAUGUGGUAACUACCUUUACUGGCUGUAUAAUUUGCUUUUGUUGUGAUUUUCAUGCAUUGCUAUCCCAUACUUCUUUUUUGAUUAAUUUUCACCGGGGGGGUCGUAGUUAAA
Erigeron canadensis is the source of this 940-nucleotide messenger RNA. RefSeq names its product 50S ribosomal protein L5, chloroplastic. Gene Ontology annotation, biological process: translation. The transcript has 3 exons. The coding region runs from base 37 to 822 and encodes 261 amino acids. The record is from RefSeq and is a predicted model, not a curated record. Gene Ontology annotation, molecular function: structural constituent of ribosome; RNA binding. Gene Ontology annotation, cellular component: cytosolic large ribosomal subunit; ribosome. NCBI's taxonomy places the organism in Eukaryota, Viridiplantae, Streptophyta, Magnoliopsida, Asterales, Asteraceae.